UUUCAACGUUUCCUUUCUUCAUCGUCUUUUUCUCUUUUUGUCUUUGCAUUUCCCUCCCUUCCAUUUGUCUCUUCUCUCUACUAUCUCCAAGCAUCAUUUCUCUAAUUUUUUUUCUAUACUCGUAAUACUACUCUCGACAUCCUGACAAUCCUUCCAGUAUGAGUCCCGCAAUCACCGAGAUCACCAACUCUGCAUCCAGCUCCGCAGGAGCUGCCAAAGCUAUCGCCAUCUCACAGCUGCACGAGUUCCUGUCGGGUGGAUUUCCAGAUAUUUUCAGAUGGAGUCUUAAUCGACCGCCAACGGCAGAGGAGUUGAACGGCAACUUGUGCAGUCUGUUUAACGCCAUGUUCGAGCACUUUCGAAAUGCCUUGCCUGCCAAUGAUCCUUCACCCGACUGCUUCAUCUUUACAGAGCCCGGCAAGCCCAGUGUGACCUUUGACGAGCUUUGCAGUCGCAUCAGCCAUUUUACCCAGAUCUUGGCCCAGGAAGGGCCCUACAAGAGCAAGUCCAGGGCGUCUCUGAGCAAGGGAGACAGGGUUCUGAUCCUUUCGUCUUUAGGAGUCGAUUUCUUCGUGGGCUCGAUCGCCUGUCUGUCUUUGGGCGCCACUUUGAUCUUGCUGGAUCCGUUCAUGGAGAGAGCCAAGAUGAAUGUCUGCAUCGAGUCGGUUCUGCCCAUUGCCCAUAUUGUAACCAACAUGAAACUGACAUCCUUCAAGAAGUGGGUCCUAUCCAGGGCUGUCCCUGCCUUGAAGGAUAUCCCAAAUGUUGUCGAAAUCCCUGUGAAUGUUGACAAGAAGACCUUAGCCGCAGCUCCCAAGACGAUUCCAAUUGUCUCGAUUCCUGGUGAUACGACCGCAUUGCUCUCAUUCACAACAGGCUCGACCGGAAACCCCAAGCCCAUACGCAGAUCUCAUGACUACCUCCGCGCCCAGACAAUCGCAGUCUUCUGUCAAAAGGAAAUCAAGGCAUCUUCAGCUGAGUCUCCAACAAUGGUACCAAAGGCCGAAUCUUCUGAAGCUGCAGAGGUCGCCUCUGCUGCAACGUCGCACAGGCCUGUCAAGGCGGUGACCAACCUGCCUGUAUUUAUCUUUGGUCAGAUCAUGCUGGGUUACACAACGCUGAUUCCCGAUAAUUUCAACCCCGCAGGCGUCAAUCCUGCACCUCUCCUCGAGGCCAUGAUCCGCCACAACGUUCAGGUAGCCUUUGGUUCGCCUGCAUUCUUCCUACGUAUCCUGCAGCAUUUGGAGGAAACCGGUGGCGUCGAUCAGCACGGCAAGUUCCUGAACCCACUUCCUGUCAGGGUCCUCUGCUUGGGUGGCGCGCCAGUAUUUUCCUCAGAGCUCGAUAUCAUGCGCAGAGGUGUCAAGGGCGCCGCGUUCAUCUUUUACGGUGCAAGUGAGGCCGAGCCCAUCUCUAAGAUCCGAGUCGAGGAGCGAAUUCUCCUGGAAGCCAAUCCUUCUAAUACCCUGGCUUCCUCGCAAAAGGCAAAAGGACCGAACGGGAUUUCAGGGCUAGAUUUCAACAAGGCCGAUUCGGACUCUGGUUUUGACGGCGGAAAUGUUAACGCAAUAUGCGUGGGUCACGUCGACCUGGACGGCGGGUUCGCGCUUACGGCGAUUGCACCCCUGGAUGACAAGGACGCAAAUGGGAAGCAGUUCCUGGGGCUCGGUCACAUUGGCGAGAUUGUUGUCUCGGGUCCCCAUGUCCACAUCACUACUACCUCCGAUGAUGAACGUGUCAUACGCGAACUCCCCUCGGCAGCUAACGGUGGGAAGGACAGAGUCUGGCUCAGGACAGGCGAUUGCGGCUAUCUAGACAGUGCCCGUCGUUUGUGGUUGGUUGGUCGUGCGUCAUGGGUUGUCAAAGAGGACUGGGAAGAGGACGGCCUUCACUCUCUCCGCUACUGGCCUAUUGUUAUCGAGCGGUCUGUUCUCGAGACCUUUGGUCCCUCGCACGGCGUCACGUAUGUCGUCUUCAUGCCAUCAGGAACGACAGGCAAGCCAGCCUUGUUUGUUGAAGUGCCUAAAGGUCUUCCACUUGCAGCCCACACCCUGAUUCUCGAGCACCUUCAAGAGACCUUUGACGUACCUGUCGAUGAGCUUCAUGUCUUCCGAAAACUGCCCCGGGACAAACGUCAUGCAUCCAAGAUCAACACUAUGGCUCUGACCAAGAUGAUCAAGAACAAGAAGGCCACUGACAAGGUCAUCAUUCAGCGUGGUGACAUUAACGGAACUCUCAAUGACAGUCUUCGUCGUGGACUCACCCCUACCUCGUUCAAAAUUUCCUCGACCUCCUCUAACCUUGCUGCGCGUGAUACGCUUGCUAAUGCCGAGGUUCCUCCUUCCGUCCCCGAAGGGCACCGCUUCAAGUUUUCGGACCCUAAGCAGAACCACUUUUUGUUUGCAUGGCACCCUGCUCAUCUUCUAGUGCAGUAUGGAGGCGGGAAAGCCAAAAACAUGGCAACUCUUACGAACCUUGUAAGCAGAGUACCCGGUGUCCGUGCUACUGUCCCUGCAUGGUUCUGUGUCUCGACCGAGGCAUUCAAGGCCUUCCUGUUGGAAAAUCACCUAGACUCUCAAAUUGCUCCCCAUAUCACCACCGCUGAGGGGCUGGAGGCAUUCCAUGCUUCCUUGACGCAAAAGAUCAUGGCUGCUCCGCUGUCGUCCGCCAUGACACAAGAGAUCACCGCUUUGGUUGAGUUCCUCAGCUCUACGACAUCGUCUUCAACUAGUAGACCUUACUUUGCCGUGCGAUCUUCCGGUGCCGACGAGGACUCUGUAUCCCACUCUUUCGCAGGCCAGUUCGACUCCUUCCUAUACCGUCAGUCGAUGGACGAGAUUAUCACAGCGCUGAAGAAGUGCUGGCUGUCAGCCUUCGCACCCCGUGUUAUGUCCCAUCGCCUUGCUUGUAGCUUGCCAGUGAACCAAGUCCGCAUGGGUGUCGUCAUCCAGAUUAUGGUUGACUCCGAGUGCGCUGGUGUUGCCUUCUCUCGCCACCCAUUGAAUCCGAUUAGCGCCCAUGUUUCGCUGGUUGAGGCUGUCUGGGGUCAGGGUGAAGCCUUGGUCAGCGGUGCUGCUGAGCCCGAUUCGUUUGAGGUCGAGCGCGGACUGAACGGAAAGGUCAAGGAGACAUUGGUUCCCAAGCCGAAGAUGUGGAUCCGCAACAGCGGUGAUGCCGAGGGCAGCGAUGCUACUGGUCUUAUCGCUAUUGACGUCCCGGAACCCAAGGCCAGCGCUGCUACUCUGUCGCACGACCGUGCCAGAACUGUGGGCGCCACCGUCUCGGGGCUGGAGUCCUUGAUCGGAACCCCCGUUGACUUUGAGUGGGCAUAUCAGGAGGAAGACCCUAUGCUCUACUGUCUGCAAGUUCGCCCUAUUGUCAACUUGCCCCCAGCGUCGUUCUUUCUUGCCACGGACCCAGUCAAGUCGGAAACUUCGUCCGAGACGUUGCACGAAUCUGAUAUCUCUAUUCAAUCCUCCGUCUCAUCAAUCGAGGGCAAAGAGACAAAGAGCAAGAAUAAGAGCGAUCUCGUUGACUUGUCCACAAUCGCCGACCGAGCAUUGGACUCGUUGGCGGCGGCUCCUCAGGGCAUGAGCGUCACCCUAUGGGAUAAUUCCAACAUUGUCGAGUCCUACUCCGGCGUGACCACGCCAUUGACGUUCUCCUUUGCCUCAUAUAACUACCGUAUCGUUUAUGAGACCAUGCUCACCUUCUUGGGAACGCCCACCAAGUACAUCCAGGGUAACGAAGACGCCUUCGUCAAUCUUCUUGGGUAUGUCCGUGGAAAUGUCUACUACAACCUAAUGAACUGGUACCGGCUACUGCUGCUGGCUCCCCUUGGCAAAUUCUCGGAUCCCAAACACAUGGAGACCAUGAUGGGUGUCAAGCAAGGGCAGGACGGCAACGCGGACAUGGAGAAGGAGUUCAAAAAGAUUCUUGAUGCCAGACCAAAGUUUAACGCCUGGCACCGCACCAGCUUGUUGCUCAAAUAUAUCUCUGCAUAUCGCAACAUCGACCGCAUCGUCAACAACUUCUUCGCUAACUUCGAUGCCUUCUACAGUACUGGCCGUGAGAUGAACUUUACGACCAUGUCCCUCGAGGAGAUCGCGAUUUACUACAAGCGUAAUGCUAGUGCCCUCCUACGCGACUGGAAGGCACCUGUGAUCAACGAUCUCCUAGUGAUGGGAUUCUUCGGGACACUCAAAUCCUUCAUUGCCAAGCAUCUUGUCGAGCCCAAGGCAGUUCCUACCGCCGCUGGCGGCGUUACUCCCUCCGCUGCCGAAACCACUGCUGCUGCCGCUGAUGCCGCCGCUGUGGAUUCCCUUCAAAACGAUCUUCUUUGCGGCGAGGACGUGGAGUCCGCCAAGCCUACGAAGAUGCUGAUGGAGAUUGCCAAGUCGAUUGACAACACCAUUGAGUAUCCUGGUCUUGGUGAAUGGUUUUCGAGCCAUAAGGACGAGAUCCUGAAGGCUGUGAAACCUGAAGAGAACCAGUGGAUCCUGCGCUCGACCAUUCUGAAACUGUCCUUUAUUAAGGCUAGCGAACUCCUGGCAGAUUUGAGUGUGACCCAAGCUGGACAGCAGCAGCCACCUGUCCAAGUUGUCGCUGAUGUGUUGGCUAUGCUCUUAGAGUUUUUGGACUCGUAUGGAUUCCGAUGCAUUAACGAGCUUAAGUUGGAGGAGAAAGACCUUAACGACGACCCAGCAUUCGUCAUUGACGCUAUUUCCGGCUAUGUCCGCACAAAGGCCUACGAGGUUGAUGAUCUCGACAAUCGCGAACAGCAAAUCCGCGCGGCCGCCGAGGCUCUGGUCCAUCAGAAACUCAAGGGUACUCAGUUGAAGAUCUUUAUGUGGCUCCUCCGGAACACCCGCCGCGUUGUCAAGCACCGUGAAAACCUUCGCUUUGCACGCUCCAAGGUCUUUGGUGUUAUGCGCCGCAUCUUUCGUGGCAUGGGCCAUCAGCUCGUCAAGUUGGGUGCCCUUGAGGCUGAGCAGGAUGUCUUUUUCCUGACCACCGAGGAGCUUCUGUCAUAUGUCGAUGGCCGUGCUGUCUCCAGGGACCUCAAGGCCCUGACAAAGCUCCGCAAGACUGAGUACGAGGGCUAUGUUGCUGAUGCUAAUGCUCCACCAGAGCGUUUCAUCACGCGUGGUGCUGCAGGCGUUUACAUGUGGUACCCACACAUCCUUGCAGACUUGGAUCUCCUCAAGGACGCAGAGGAUUCCAACGGCCCACCAGAGCCCGGUGUCCUGAAGGGUGUCUCGUGCUGUCCAGGCAUUGUUGAAGGAGUUGUCCGGGUUGUCAAGGAUAUCACUGAGACCAGGGAUCUCAAUAAUGAGAUCCUGGUUACGGCUAGAACGGAUCCAGGAUGGGUGCCGCUUUACCCCAUGUGCUCAGGCCUUCUGAUCGAGCGUGGAUCGUUGCUCAGUCACUCGGCUGUGGUAGCGCGUGAGUUAGGCCUGCCGACGAUUGUUGGUAUCUCGGGCGGGCUGAUGAAGCGGCUCAAGACAGGCAUGCGUAUCAAAAUGGAUGCUGGAAAGGGCAAGGUGUAUAUCUUAGACGAGCUCGAGGCUUUGGAGAAGGCGAACAGCACUAGCGAAGUUAUUGCUGCCCCCGCUGCGGAGGCUGAACCAAUCUCUGCGUAAAGGAGCACUAUACGAAAUAUUACAAUCAGCAACGAAUAUUAUGAACAAGAACAGCAAUGUACAAUAAGAAAGGA
This is a messenger RNA of Gamsiella multidivaricata, 5716 nucleotides long. RefSeq names its product pyruvate phosphate dikinase. Gene Ontology annotation, molecular function: ATP binding; kinase activity. The coding region runs from base 159 to 5642 and encodes 1827 amino acids. Gene Ontology annotation, biological process: phosphorylation. The transcript is spliced from 4 exons. Lineage: Eukaryota; Fungi; Mortierellomycota; Mortierellomycetes; Mortierellales; Mortierellaceae. The record is from RefSeq and is a predicted model, not a curated record.